Polyodon spathula (Mississippi paddlefish) is the source of this 2507-nucleotide messenger RNA. Its product is annotated as cell surface glycoprotein CD200 receptor 2-like. The record is from RefSeq and is a predicted model, not a curated record. Gene Ontology annotation, molecular function: signaling receptor activity. Bases 134 to 1168 code for a protein of 344 amino acids. Gene Ontology annotation, biological process: regulation of neuroinflammatory response. Lineage: Eukaryota; Metazoa; Chordata; Actinopteri; Acipenseriformes; Polyodontidae. The transcript has 8 exons.
AGAGAGGAAACAUGACAGAUGCCACUACAUCAGCAGCCUUUGCUUAAAUAUUGAACUGCCUGGAAAAGCAGAAGAAAAAAAUUGUAAAUAAUUACUUUUCUGCAUAAACUGAAGUAACAGAACUGCAGAAGAGAUGGGCUGGAUUGUGAAUUUAUGGACAAUUCUUGCUUUUUCUAACCACUUCGUUUGGACAAAUGAAACCCAAUCAAAUACUUCACUCGCCUUCAGUGUGACACCAAGCUCUUCAGCUUCAACAAAAUCACUGGAUUAUUUUGAUGAAGAGAAGUUCGUCAGCAUUAAGCUGGGUGAGGAGAUUAAUCUGAGCUGCACAAAUCGAACAUGGAGCACAAUGCUGUUUGAUACCUGGGAGUUAAAGCACACGGACGAAAUGAAGUGCAGAAUUGCAAACAGCAGUAGCGAUCCUGCUGUCAAUACUUGUAAUGAUGGAAGAAUACUUAUCAAUACAACUGAAGGAAGAUCACAGCUGCACAUACCCUCGUUUAAAUAUACAUAUGAAGGGAUUUACAAAUGUCAGACAGCUUUCCAACAUGGGAGCCACAAAAUAUUGUUUAAUGUAUCUGUCAUAGUUCAACCAGAGAUAAGUGGAAGAAUUGAAUAUUCGCCCAAUGACAAUCACAGCGUGGCUGUGUGUGAAGCUUCCAGUGGGAAACCAAAAGCAAGCAUAUCAUGGACAUCAGAUGAAAAUGUAACUGACAAGAUAACUUACAAUCAAAAUCGUACCUUUACAGUGGAAAGCAGGCUUAUCAUACCUUACAAUACAUCUAUGGAAAGUGUCACCUGCAUAGUCAGUCAUCCAUAUUGGAAUGAAUCACAAACUUACACUAUUUCACUCAAAGGCACAGCGCCUUUCAUAGUGGACCACCAUCACAAAGCGCUUUACAGAGCUCAACAUCCAGUGAAUCUAAUCUAUUGGAUUGUCAUUCCCGCCUGUUUACUUUGUGUUCUGUUGACUAUUUUUGUAACCUAUUUUGUUUGCAUAAAAAAGCACCUAGCUGACCUCAGCAGAAAUUGUUGCAAGUCAACCAUCCCUGUAGCAACUGCACCAACCAAAACUCAGCAGGAUGUGGAAGAAGUUGAACCCUAUGCAAGCUAUGUAGAAAGGGUGAACUCCAUCUACAACUCAUCAGCAGAGCUGUGUAACGUGUAGACAUACUGACACCAUGUGGCUGAAUAACCAACUCCACGUACUGUAAGAAGAAAAGAGUUUGCCUGGAAGUCAAAGUGAGGAAAUGGAUUGUGAAAAACGAAUCACUGAACUGAUUUGAAUCUUCACUUGCACCAAGAUUUUGCAUUCAUUUUACACUAUAAACCUGGUUCUGCAGCAGCCCGUUCCGAAGUGGCUUCCUUUUUUGUUUUACUUGUGAAACGUCGAUACGCCAGGACCCUAUGGCCAGGAAUAUAUACUUUCCUAUAACUCAGUCAGGAGUGAGAACAUGGUCAAUGUUUCUGUAUCAGGAAUUCAUGUUAAACUUGGAGUGCAAUUGAGCCUUUACUUGUAGAGUUCAUGACUUUACAGUUUUAAGAGCUUUCACCUUUGUGUGUAAACGUAUAUGUCAGGUACUUAUAUAUAUAACAUAUUGUGUGUAUUUAAAUGUAUCAAUUAAUACUCCGUAUAAAAUGACAUUUUUGAUUAGCUUGCCUGUGAAAUAAUGUGCCUUAUUGUAAGCACUGAAUGAUUGUUAUAUAGCAAAGUUACAUGCAUUCAUGUGUGCUAGAAUUUACAACUUGAUGGAUGGCAGCAAAUCCUGGGCUAAUAGUGUAGUUUUUGCAUUUGACAAAUGUAUUGUCAUUCUGUAAUGAGUUUGUUGUGUUACAAACUCUGAAGGAUAAAGCAUUUUAACCACCCAGGUAUUGGUUCUUUACACUCAGUUGUUUUAUAUGCACAGCAACCAGCAAUAAUACAGUUGUCAUUUUAGUCACUUUUGUUCAGACUAUUACGAUCAUUCCUCGACGCCUUACUCAGGCACAGUCAAUUGUGGAAGUACUGCCCCACCUAAUAAACAACUUUUUUGUAUUCAAUCCUUUAUUAAUGAAAGUGUUUAUAUAAAAAAUAUUAUUUAUUGUACACCUUCCUGCCCAAAUUGAGUGAGCCUGUAAUUCUUUAUGUAUUUUUGAACUAUUUUGAGUUAUACUUUAGCCUUGACAAUAAUGGUCAACAAAAAAGAGUGGAGAGUGGGAAAAUCAGGAUGCCGUUCAUUAAAAUGUCUACCAAGAUUACCACUGUUGUAUUUUUUGUGCUACUAAAUAACAGUGAGCAAAUGUAUCUAAUUGAAUAACAAUCUUAUUAAAUCUGCACUGUACUAAAAUAUGAGGCAUUAAAGUGCAUAUAAAGCUGCCCAUUAGCCGCCUGUGAAUUUCAAAAGAUUACUUUUUUGUUCUGUGUCACUGAGCCGUUUGUUACAGCAGCGUUUUUAAUUUUUUUACAUAGAUUGCAUAAUCUUUACAUGCAAAGCUAACACAUUGCGUUCUGAGCCCUUUAAAGCUCA